Molecule: messenger RNA, 3584 nt
Organism: Bubalus bubalis (water buffalo)
Lineage: Eukaryota; Metazoa; Chordata; Mammalia; Artiodactyla; Bovidae
Gene: MCM4
Product: minichromosome maintenance complex component 4
Exons: 17
Coding region: 554-3064 (836 amino acids)
Biological process (GO): DNA strand elongation involved in DNA replication; mitotic DNA replication initiation; double-strand break repair via break-induced replication
Cellular component (GO): MCM complex; nucleus
Molecular function (GO): single-stranded DNA binding; single-stranded DNA helicase activity; ATP hydrolysis activity
Source: RefSeq, a predicted model, not a curated record
GACCGGCGGCUUAGACAUCCUAAGUUAAGAUACACAGAGCACAGUGCAUUCAAACUUAGGGAGAGUCAGGAACCCAUCCGCUCGACCUCCGGAAAUAGAUGCGGAGGACAGGUAGCGAGUUGGAGGUGACCAAGUGCCCGAGGCAGAAAGAGACAGGCUAGGGCUAGGGUCAGGGGCCACCGCUAGUCCUUUGUAACGGGAGUCGGGGUGGGGGCGGUCGUUCGCAAUCCCAAGGGACACAGGAACGACGCCCGCCUUGGAGGCCGGCCCGGAACGCAGCCUCCACAGAUUUCCCGCGAAAUCGCGUUCCGGUUGUGGUCAAGACCAUUCUAGAGGGGGAGCGCCGAGCCAGUUGUACGUAGGUGUACUGCGGGGCGCGGGCUGAGGCCGUCCAGUUCCCCCUAUCUUUGCCCAGUGGUGCCUUCCGGGGUCGCGGCCACACGAGGGCGCUGUCGCGAUUGGUGGGCCCCCGCUGGGGGCGGAGCCAACGGUGCCGCCGGCGGGAAAUCUGCGUACUGCUGAAGCGGAGCUGAAACGCGCACCUUAGCCCGCCAUGUCGUCUCCUGCAUCUACCCCGAGCCGCCGCGGCUCCCGGCGGGCCGCCCCAGCUCAGCCACGCCAGGAUCCCUUGUCGUCCGGAGAGCCGCAGCCGCUGCCCUCGUCGCCUGGCGCCGAGCCCCGCACCCCAUCCCGCGCGCCGCCCGCAGCGGUCCCCCUGGACCUGGACAUGAGCUCGCCGCUGACCUACGGCACCCCCAGCUCGCGGGUGGAGGGCACCCCGAGGAGCGGCGUGCGCGGCACUCCCGUGCGGCAGAGACCCGAUCUGGGCUCGGCCCGGAAGGGGCUGCAGGUGGACCUGCACUCGGACGGGCCGCCCGCAGAAGAUACAGUGGCGAGCGAGCAGUCUUUGGGCCAAAAACUCGUGAUUUGGGGAACAGAUGUAAACGUGGCAACGUGCAAAGAAAACUUUCAGAGAUUUCUUCAGCGUUUCAUUGAUCCUCUGGCUAAAGAAGAAGAAAAUGUUGGCAUAGACAUUACUGAACCUCUGUACAUGCAGCGACUUGAAGAGAUUAAUGUUACUGGAGAGCUGUUUUUAAAUGUAAACUGUGAACACAUAAGAUCAUUUGAUACGAAUCUCUACAGACAGCUCAUCUGCUACCCACAGGAAGUCAUCCCAACUUUUGACAUGGCAGUCAAUGAGAUCUUCUUUGACCGCUACCCUGACUCAAUCUUAGAGCAUCAGAUUCAAGUGAGACCAUUCAACGCCUUGAAGACUAAGAAUAUGAGGAACCUGAAUCCAGAAGACAUUGAUCAGCUCAUCGCCAUCAGUGGCAUGGUGAUCAGGACAUCACAGCUGAUUCCAGAGAUGCAGGAGGCCUUCUUCCAGUGCCAAGUGUGUGCCCACACGGCCCGCGUGGAGAUAGACCGUGGCCGCAUCGCUGAGCCUUGCGUGUGCGAGCGCUGCCACACCAGCCACAGCAUGGCCCUCAUCCACAACCGCUCCAUGUUCUCCGAUAAGCAGAUGAUCAAGCUCCAGGAGUCUCCUGAAGACAUGCCCGCGGGGCAGACGCCGCACACGGUAGUCCUCUUUGCUCACAAUGACCUCGUGGACAAGGUCCAGCCUGGGGACAGAGUGCACGUCACAGGCAUCUAUCGAGCCGUCCCCAUUCGCAUCAACCCCAGAGUGAGCAAUGUGAAGUCCGUCUACAAAACCCACAUUGAUGUCAUUCACUACCGGAAGACUGACUCAAAGCGUCUGCAUGGCCUUGACGAAGAAGCAGAGCAGAAACUUUUCUCUGAGAAACGUGUGGAGUUGCUCAAGGAGCUUUCCAGGAAGCCAGACAUCUAUGAGAGGCUUGCAUCUGCCCUGGCGCCAAGCAUCUAUGAGCAUGAAGAUAUAAAGAAGGGAAUCUUGCUUCAGCUCUUCGGCGGGACUAGAAAGGAUUUCAGCCACACGGGGAGGGGCAAGUUCCGCGCGGAGAUCAACAUCCUGCUGUGCGGGGACCCAGGGACCAGCAAGUCCCAGCUGCUGCAGUACGUGCACAACCUGGUCCCGCGGGGCCAGUACACGUCCGGGAAGGGCUCCAGCGCCGUGGGCCUCACUGCCUACGUCAUGAAGGACCCUGAGACGCGGCAGCUGGUGCUGCAGACCGGUGCCCUGGUGCUGAGCGACAACGGCGUCUGCUGCAUCGACGAGUUCGACAAGAUGAAUGAAAGCACGCGCUCCGUGCUACACGAGGUCAUGGAGCAGCAGACGCUGUCCAUUGCCAAGGCUGGGAUCAUCUGUCAGCUCAACGCCCGCACCUCCAUCCUGGCAGCAGCAAACCCGAUUGAGUCUCAGUGGAAUCCGAAAAAAACAACCAUUGAAAACAUCCAGCUGCCCCACACACUCUUAUCAAGGUUUGACUUGAUCUUCCUCAUGCUGGACCCCCAGGACGAGGCAUACGACCGGCGCCUGGCUCACCACCUGGUGUCCCUGUACUACCAGAGCGAGGAGGAGGCACAGGAGGAGGGCAUGGACAUGGCGGUGCUCAGGGACUACAUCGCCUAUGCACACAGCACCGUGAUGCCGAGGCUCAGCCAGGACGCCAGCCAGGCCCUCAUCGAGGCCUACGUGGACAUGAGGAAGGUUGGCAGCAGCCGAGGGAUGGUGUCUGCGUACCCCCGGCAGCUGGAGUCGCUGAUCCGCUUGGCAGAAGCCCACGCGAAAGUGCGGUUUUCAAACAAGGUGGAGGCCAUCGACGUGGAGGAGGCCAAGCGUCUGCACCGGGAGGCGCUGAAGCAGUCGGCCACCGACCCGCGGACGGGCAUCGUGGACAUCUCCAUCCUCACCACAGGAAUGAGUGCCACCUCUCGGAAGCGGAAAGAAGAGUUAGCGGAAGCAUUGAGAAAGCUUAUUUUAUCGAAGGGCAAGACACCAGCCCUGAAAUACCAGCAGCUCUUUGAAGAUAUUCGGGGACAGUCUGACAUAGCAAUCACCAAGGACAUGUUUGAAGAAGCGCUGCGCGCCCUGGCGGAUGACGACUUCUUGACAGUAACUGGGAAGACUGUGCGUCUGCUCUGAAGGCCCAGGAGCAGCAUGGUCCUGGCCCUGCCGCCAGCAGGAGGAAGGGCUUCAAGGUCAUUGUUUGGCACCAUGAGAAUUUGCUCACGUGGCUUCAGUUUUCCUGGGAAGCCCGGGUAUUCAUCUGUUGAUGCUGAGUGAAGUAUCCUGGGCCGUCUGUGAGCGUGCAGCAGACUGUCCCUGGAGCACCAGGGCUGAGUAGCGUGUCCCUACAGACAGCAGGACGUGCUCUUCUCUGCAGACUACAGUCUUGGUCCUGGUCUGUGCUGGACUCUGUCGGGUACUGGAGACACGCGGGUGUUCCCGUCCUUCCCUGUGAGGAGGCGAUGGGCUCCGCUGAGUCCUCCAGGUCUUUUUUCUUGCCUACAAGAGGCUGGUAACAAUGGGGUUCCAUGUUAACUUGUUUUGCUUUGCUCUAAUGUGUAAAACUUCUUCCUCAAUAAGUGAUAGAAUAAGUAAUACUUGGUUAUCUGGCAUUUUUCACUAAGAAAAAAGCUUUAAUAAACACUGCUUUUAUGGA